GUGAGUGUUAUGUUUGUGCCUCCAAUGAGCCUUACCGGAAAGUCGACUACACCAAGAUCGCCAUCCCGAGCUGGAAGCCGGGUGCCGGCACCGGAGCGGGAACUGCGAGCUCGAGUCGUCCCUCCACGGCGUCCACGGGGGUGUCGGCGAGCACCGCCGGUGGCUCCUCCAAAGAUCGUCCUGAAGGCCGCGAAGGCAGGGAGAGCAAAGACUUCAUCAAGCCCAAACUGGUGACGGUGAUUCGCAGCGGCGUGAAGCCUCGCAAGGCGGUGAGGAUCCUGCUGAACAAGAAGACGGCUCACUCCUUCGAACAAGUGCUGGCCGACAUCACGGAGGCCAUCAAGCUGGACUCGGGGGCCGUGAAGAGGCUGUACACGCUGGAUGGGAAACAG
Messenger RNA from Plectropomus leopardus (leopard coralgrouper), 392 nucleotides. Lineage: Eukaryota; Metazoa; Chordata; Actinopteri; Perciformes; Serranidae. The record is from RefSeq and is a predicted model, not a curated record.